UCUAAAUUUUCUUCUUCAGGUAUCUGAUCAUACUUAGUCCUAAGAAGCAUAAGAUGUGCCGCUUCCAGCCGGCUUUUCACUAUAGUAAUCAGUUUAUUAAAUAUACAUGGUCCAAAGGUCUGGUCUGUGUCUGUGGUAAGUCCGCAGAAGCAGGAGCGGGUUGUGCUCGGAGCUUUCCCUUUCACCCAGCUGGACAGUGGAGAGCAGGAACGGGGUUUCUGGUGCGGUGGGCCUGGCCGGAGGCAGGGCAGGCUGCAGCCAUGCUGCCCUCCUUCAGUUACCUGACGGAGCACACUGGCUUCCGCGGCACCAUCAAAAACUCUCCGAGGGACUUCGUAGUGACAGAGCUGGAGAUGCCCGAACUCUUCCUCGGAGACACCCGCGCUGAAUUGCUCCAGAAGACCAGCGAAGCGCCGCCGGCACAGAGCAGCCUGUGCUCGCAGGAGCCCAAAAAGCGGAGGACGGAGCCCCAUGGGCCGGGUGCCCCCGGGUGCCUCCGGGCUGCUCCGCCCGGGCCCCCUGGGCGCCGCCCAAGCCAGGUGGGAGGCGGCUGUGCUGCAUCCCCCAGCAAAAGUGAGCGUGAGGGAGACCCCGAGCUACAGUCCGGCCUUGGGGAUGCCCCUGUGCUGGAGUCCUUACUCGGCAAGCCCGUGAGCGAGCUGCUCAACAAAUUCGCCUGUGAUCUGAAGGAUACGUGGGGCUUGGAAAACAACGCGGACGCUGGCACUAGGGAGUUCUCGCUAGGACCUAGGCUGGACAAGAAAAUUCGAGCUGAUUUACACAGUGCUGUUAGGCAGAAAUUCCCCUUUCUAGUCACUGUUACAAAAGACAAUGAAAUGAUUGUAAAAGGAAAUCCUGAUUACAGAGAACUUUGUCAAUUAGUGACUGAAAAGGAAACAAGUGAUUUCUUUAAAUUUUUAGACACAAAGCUAGAAAAUUCUACAUUUUCCUUUGAGCCUGAUGGAAACAAAGAGCACAGAAAAAUAGUUCACCACUUUAUCAAUAGGAAGUUUGGAAAGCUUUUAGAAACAAAAUCUUUUACUGUGACAGAUGUCAAUGAUCAGCCAAACACAUCCAUAAUAGUACGGUUUCGAGAAAAAAGUUGGUCCAGAAAAAGGUCUGCUGGUGGUUUUCAGGAGAAGCAAGAUGUUUAUACAGCUUUCACCCUUCAGAAAGAAAACCUAGAAACACUAGAAGCAAUCGGCUUGCUGGCAGCUGAACUUGAUAUUCUUCCUUCAGACUUCAGUUACACUGGCAUCAAAGAUAAGAAGGCUAUCACUUUGCAGCCUAUGGUUGUGAAGAAGGUGACUCCUGAGAGGUUGAAGGAAAUUGGAAACAAAAUGGAAAAAAAAGGUAUGAAAAUAUACAAUAUCCGUCCAGCAUCCCAGCACCUCAGACUUGGUCAGCUGAAGGGCAAUCACUUUGACAUAGUUGUCAGAGAUCUCCAACACCACAGUCAUGACUCUUCUACAGAUUUGAAGAAGAGAAUAUCUGAAGCAAUGGAAAGCAUUGAGACAAAAGGUUUUGUGAAUUACUAUGGACCUCAGCGAUUUGGACAAGGGCAAAUUGUUCAGACAGAUCAAAUAGGAUUGGCGUUACUGAAUGAAAAAAUGGUGAAAGCUGUGAAAUUAUUUUUCACACCUGAAGAUACUGAUGAUCCUGUAAACAAUGCAAAAAGAUACUUUCUUCAAACUGAAGAUGCAAAGGGCACACUUGUGAUGCUGCCAGAAUUUAAAGUAAGAGAGAAGAUGUUGCUACGAGCUUUAAAUCGCUAUGGUGUAAAUCAUGAAGGUUGUACCAAAGGAUGGCUCAACAUUCCUCACUCCUUGCGCAUAUUCUAUGUCCAUGCUUAUUGCAGUAAAAUUUGGAAUGAAGCAGCAUCAUAUAGGCUGAAGACCUAUGGCUCAAAAGUGGUUGAGGGUGAUCUUGUCUUCUUGGAAGAAAAUGAUGAAAGCUUUUCCUUGAAUGACAAGGUUCAUGUAGUCACUGCUUCAGAAGAAUCAGCUAACAAAUAUUCUAUAUACCAAGUGGUUCUUCCGAUGGUGGGACAUAGUAUCAAGUAUCCCAGUAAUAAAGUUGGACAAUGGUACCAUGAAAGACUUUCUAAGGAUGAGCUGGAGUUGUGCAAAUUCAGAGUGUCUCCAUUACAGCUGAAUAUACCUGGAUGCUACAGACUCAUUUUGAAAAAUGUUCAGAAUCUCUCGUAUUUUUUGGAAAGUAGUGAAAGAGAGAUCGAAAUUGAGGACAACCAUCUGAAUGAUUUAAAAGUCUCUCUUCAUAUAUCAUUUGACCUUGAUCCUUCAUGUUAUGCAACAGUCUGUCUGAGAGAAAUAAUGAAAUGUAAUUUUUAAGAUUCCACAUAGUGAAAGAUUGCUGGAAUACUGUACAAUGUUAGUAUUUCACAUGUAAUGCCAAGAACAUAAGGGAGAAUACCAGGUUCAAGUCAUGAACAGGAAAAAUUUGUAGAUUGAAAUUCAUACGGAUAACGAAAAAAAUUACCAAAAUCCUUUGGAAUGUUUCAAAAUCAUUCCAAACUCUAAAUGCAUUGAAUGCAUUGGAGUAAAACUGUUACACCAGGCAGGUCUAACAGAACUUAAAGAAACCAUGGGCAGCCAGCAUGAAUUCCCUGUUUGCAUAGACAUCUGGCAUGUAAAGUUAAGUCCUGGAAAACUAUUUUCAGCAAGCAAAUAUAUCUUGUAAUUCAUAGUAUUUUUAAAAAAUGUUUUAUACUAAAUGUUGUUUAAGCAAUAAUGUCACAAGUUUACAGCCCAAAGGUUUCUAACUGAAAAGUUGUUGUACUUUGGUUUCCUAAAUAUAUUGUGUUUCAUUGUGUUCAGGUACUUAGUGUUGACAGGUAAAAAUCCUGAGUCAACAGUGACAAGUUGUUGGUUGCUUUAUCAGACAUUUGAUGAAUGCCCCAAAAUAAGUUAAAGCUGACAAUUUCAGGAUUCAGUAGUGUAUAGCUGGGAGAGCCUGGAAGAGCUAAGUAAGCUCUUCAAGAUCAGGCAAGUACUUGACAUCACUGAAAAAGCACUUGUAAUGAAACAAAAACCACUUGGUCUGCUUACCAAGAUGCAGAUGUUCCUGUUACUAUCAAGCCUUAUGGUAGCACAAAAAAAUACUAACCAACUUAGGAAAAAAACCCCUCUUCUAUUUUCUUUUUGAUUAGGUAAAAAAACGUUAACUGAUUAAAUGAGUGGAUUUUUGAAAAAGGGGAGAACAAAAAUGCAUAAUUUACCUUGUCUAUUUGCCACUGUACUGCAAUAUUUGAGAAACCAAAUUAGGACAUUGUAGUUUGGUUGGGUGGCAACCAGAUUAAUGAAAUUAUGAUUGGAUGAUGAGGUUCAGAGAGUAGUGGCUAAAGGGUCACACCCUCCCUGGAGUGAGUGUCACUGGGCCUCAUCCUGCUUCAUAUCUUUGUCAGUGGCCUGGAGGAGAGGAUGGAAUUCACCUUCAUUGAAUCUGCAGAUGACACCAAAUGAAGGGAACAAAUGGAUAUUCUGGAGAGUGAAGUUGCUGUUCAGGGCAGCCUAGACAUGCUAAAGGAAGAGGCCAAUCUGAACUGUAUGAUGCUCACAAAGGACAGAUGUGAAGUGCUAUCUGUGGGAGGGAAGCACCAGUCCAGCAGCCCGUCUCUGCAGGGACCUGGUGGGCAGCUGAAUGGGGGCCCUAUUCAGCUCUGUUCCUCGGCAGCAAGAAAAACCAACAGCCUUCUGGAACAGGUUAGCAGGGACACAUCCAAUAGAUCCUGGGAAGGUAUUACAUCGCAAUUUUCAGCAGUUGUUUGACCACAUUUAACUUUUACAUUUGGUUUUGGUCCUUAGCACAAGAAAAACAUGCAAGAACUGGGCCAAGCUCAGCAAAGAGCCUCUGACCUAUUUAGGGCACUGGAGCCCUUGUCAUUUGAGGAGAUGCUGAAGGGACUGGGCUUCACCAACUUGGAGGAGACACAGUUUGGGUGGGGAUCAAUAGCAGCUCACCAGUACCUAUGAGGAGAUCAGCAAGAAGGUGGGGCCAAGUUCUUCGUAGUGUGUGUGGCAGGAGAACAAGAGACAAUGAGCCUAAAUUGAAAUGACAGAUUUAGAAUGGUUGAAAGGAAGGACUUUAUACCUGCAAGGGCAGUCAGGCAGUGGAACAGGUUGCCCAGAGGCACUGCAGCCUCCAUCUGAGGAGGUUUGUAAGACCAAAUUGGAUAAACCUCUUGGCAACUGUCCUGGUUUCAGCUAGGCUAGUUAAUUUUUUCUCAGUAGCUGUUACAGUGCUGUGUUUUGAUUCGGAAUCAGAAUGGUGUUUUGGCUUUUUGCUGAGUUGACUGUCCUGAGUCAAGGACUUUUUUCUUGUCUCAUGCUCUUGCCAUUGAGGAGGUACACAAAGGAAGCUGGUAGGGAACAGGUGACCCCAACUGACCAAAGGGAUAUUCCAUACCACAGAACAUCAUGCCCAGUAUACGAACUGGGGGGAGUUACCUGGAAGAGGAGCCAAUCUGGGGUUCGGAAGGGAGGUCUGGCAUCAAACAGAGGUUGGUGAGCAAUUCCAUUGAGCAUCACAUACUUUUUACUUUUUAUUAUCGUUAUUAUUAUCAUUGUUUAGUGGAGGCAGUUAAACUAGGGGCCGGAGAUCCUGCCAGCCUGAAUUGCCUGUAGAUGGCAGCAUAACUUAAAACUAGGAGAGUCUACUCAUUUUUGCUGAGCAAGAAUUAAUACUAUAAAUUGAUUUCUAUUUAUUGCAUUAGUUGAUAAAAUGAUUGCAUCAUUUUUGAGAUGAUACUAAAAGCUUAGUAUGAUAAAUUUCCCAAGCUUGAGGAUUAUAGGAAUAGUAAAAAUAGAAAUAAAGCUCACAUAAUUUCAAUGUAUGUAUAGAACUGUGCAGCAAUGAAGGAUCUAGAUGAUUCUAUACCUUAAAAAAGAGGAUUAAUCUGUAAGUCUGGUUCAGUAAUUCAGAAUUUGAUCCUUAGCUCUGUAUGAGGAGAUAGACUGUCAUGCACACAAUAUCUACAGGGCCACUGCAGGUGUCUUACAAUGCAAACUCUAUUGCAGUGCUUAAUCUACACCUCAAAUUUAUGGUGUCCAAAAUGAUGGAAAAAUCCAUUUCCCUGCCAUGACCCAACUGAGUAAACUUUCUUCCGUCUUUGCUUUUUAGUAUCACCUCUUCUGUCUUCCACCUGCCCUUAAAAAUCCUCCUGUUUUGGAAGAUUAUUUUUAACUUCAGUAAUUUUGGUAUAGCACAGUUAAAAAGAGAUGUGUCAGCACAGGCAUGGUAAAGUGCUCCAGCACAGACAGGAGGCUGUAUGCAGUUACAAUGAUCAGAAGAAAUAAACUAGCAUGAAAGUUCUGUUUGAGGAGACUAUUGUGGUCAUCGUCUGGAUGAAUAGAGCCUUGAAAACCAUCUCAUCACAUACACGAUUUGAGUACAGAAGGUAUUAAAAGUUGAGCAUUGAUUUGGAAAAACACAAAAGGUCAGAUUAAAAGGUUUUUGACUGAAAGGCAUGCUAUUUCAAAAUAAAAGAUCAGAAGAUGGUGUUGAAAGAGUUCCCCUAUAAUCAUUUUAGGAUCAUUUGUCAGUACUUCUAUUGAAUACUAAAAAAACCCUAAUCUUCUUAAGUAAAUCAUUCUUUCAGCAACUUUAAGGUGAAAGAGCUAAUUAUGUGUGCCUAUAGGUUAAAUUCCUAGAGUAGAAAUGUUCUACCAGGAAAUCCAGG
This is a messenger RNA of Hirundo rustica (Barn swallow), 5698 nucleotides long. RefSeq names its product pseudouridine synthase 7 like (gene PUS7L). Bases 54 to 2351 code for a protein of 765 amino acids. The transcript has 10 exons. Gene Ontology annotation, cellular component: nucleus. Gene Ontology annotation, biological process: pseudouridine synthesis. Lineage: Eukaryota; Metazoa; Chordata; Aves; Passeriformes; Hirundinidae. The record is from RefSeq and is a predicted model, not a curated record. Gene Ontology annotation, molecular function: pseudouridine synthase activity; RNA binding.